This is a messenger RNA of Cyprinodon tularosa, 3122 nucleotides long. Its product is annotated as oocyte zinc finger protein XlCOF6-like. The record is from RefSeq and is a predicted model, not a curated record. The transcript has 3 exons. Gene Ontology annotation, biological process: regulation of DNA-templated transcription. NCBI's taxonomy places the organism in Eukaryota, Metazoa, Chordata, Actinopteri, Cyprinodontiformes, Cyprinodontidae. The coding region runs from base 112 to 2748 and encodes 878 amino acids. Gene Ontology annotation, molecular function: DNA-binding transcription factor activity, RNA polymerase II-specific; RNA polymerase II cis-regulatory region sequence-specific DNA binding.
CACAAGGAGGAGGAGGAGAAGAAGAAGAGCAGGAACCGUUAGCUUUUGUUCAUUUAAUAGAAGACUGCACACGGUUCUGGUUUUUGGAACAUUUGAACAUUUGAUAGUAAAAUGUCUUCGGUUGAGCCUCAUAGAGAAAUGAUCAACGAGCCUUUGACUCCAGAUGAGGAAACAUCAUCUGAUUUUAAAGAAGUUAUAAAAUCCGAGGAGGAGGUCAUUGGCCAUAGCAGACUGCUGGAUUUUAGCCGCCGGACACCCCUGGUCAUUUUACAGCGAUUAGAUCUUUCACAAUAUUGUGUGUAUAAGGAUGAGGAGGAGGAUCCCCUUGGGUUCAGCCACCAAACAGAGAACUCCAUUAAAUUUAAAGAAGAACCAGAACCUCUGCAGAUAAAACAAGAACAAGAGGAAGUAGAAUAUCGACAGAUCAAACAGGAAGACAACCAACUCUGCAUCAGUCAGGAUGAAGAGCAAUUUUUGCUGAAAGAGGAGACAGAAAACAUUUUAAUCAUUUCUAAUGUGAAAAGUAAUUACAAUGAAACAGAACCAAAGAGGAACCAGCUCAUCUGUCAGGCGUCUUCGGACGUCGGGAACCAGGAUCAGGAGGGAAGGAAUUCUGAAGACCAAGAAAAAAUAAGAAAUGAAGCGAAGAAAAAAGAUCAGAGAUGCCAGAAAACAGGACAGCAGAAAGAUCUCACACAAUAUUGUUUGUUUAAAGAGGAGGAUCUCAACCAAGAGGGAACGUCCACUUUAGAUCAAAAGCAAGAAGAACCUGAGCAUUAUCUGGUCAAAGAGGAGGAGAAGGACCUCAGCAUCAGUCCAGAUGAGGAACAGCUAGUGAAGAAACAGGAGACUGAUAACAUUUUGAGGAUUUCUUCCAAUGUUCAAAGAAUCCACAAUGGAUCAGAACCAAACAAGAACCAACUCAACCACUGGGCCUCCCCUAAACUUAAGGACCAGGAUAAAGAGGGAUACAACUCUGAAAACCGAGGAAAAAAGGGAAAUGAGAAGCAAGUCCAAGGUGAUAGAAGCCAGAAAGCCAAACAUCAGGACAGCACUGCUGAAAGUUCAACACACAAAACGCCCAACAAAGCUAACCAAGAUAAAAAGACAUAUUCUUGUCAAUCUUGUGGCAGGAAUUUCUCUAAAAGCAGUCAUCUGAUUAGACACAUGAGAACCCAUACUGCUGAGAAGCCCUUCUCAUGUGCCGCCUGUGGAAAGAGUUACGGCGAUAAAAGCAGCCUAACUUAUCACAUGAGAACUCACACAGGUGAGAAACCCUUUUCAUGUGUGACCUGUGGAAAAAGCUUUAGAAACAGAUCCAAUUUAAGAGUUCACAUGAGAACCCACAUGACUGAGCGGCCUUUCUCAUGCGUCACCUGUGAAAAAAGCUUCACCAAUAGAGGCAGUUUAACACGCCACAUGAAAAGACACACAGAGACUAAGUAUUUCUCUUGUGUGACCUGUGGAGAAAGUUUUUCGAAGAAAAGAAAUUUAACUCUUCACAUUAGAAGUCAUCCAAUUGGGAAACCUUUUGCUUGUGCUAGUUGUGACAAACGCUUCCACCAUAAAAGCCUUUUAACACUUCACCUAAGAAUACACACAGGCGAGAGGCCUUUUACAUGUGGGACGUGUGGGAAAGGUUUUAGAAAAAGAUCCACUUUAACAGUUCACAUAAGAACUCACUCGACUGAAAGGCCCUUCUCAUGCAUGACAUGUGAAAAAAGGUUCGCCAGUAAAGGCAGUUUAACACGUCACAUGAGAAGCCAUAUAAAAGAGAAGCCUUUCUCUUGUGCAACCUGUGGAAAAGGUUUUUGUGAAAAAAGUAGUUUAACUCUUCACAUCAGAAGUCAUACAGGUGAAAAACCUUUCUCAUGUGUUACUUGUGGACAACGUUUCAGUUACAAAUGUCUCUGGACAAUUCACAUGAGAUCUCAUACAGGUGAGAAGCCUUUCUCAUGCGCAACCUGUGGAAAGACUUACAGUGAAAGAAAUAGCUUGAGUUAUCAUAUGAGGACGCACACAGGUGAGAAGCCAUUUACAUGUAAAACUUGUAACAAAAGUUUCAGUCAUAAAAUUCUCUUAAAUCACCACAUGAAAGUCCAUUCAGGUGAGAAGCCUUUUUCAUGUACAAUUUGUGGAAAGACCUACAUUGAAAGAAAUGGUUUAGCUUAUCACAUGAAAACUCACACAGGUGAGAAACCUUUCAAGUGUAUUACAUGUAAGAAAACCUUUAGUCAAAAAGGGGCUUUAGGAGAGCACAUGAGAGUCCACACAGGUGAAAAACCUUUUACCUGUAUUACUUGUAAAAAAACGUUUCGUCAUAGAAGUGUUUUAAGGCGUCACAUGAGGAUUCACACAGGUGAGAAGCCUUUUACAUGCACCACAUGUGGAAGAUGCUUCAGCAACAAAGAAUUCUUAACAAAUCACAUGACCAUUCACACAGGCGAGAAAGCUUUCUCAUGCACAACCUGUGGAAAAAGAUUCUCACGAAGAAGCACUUUAACAGAGCACAUAAAGAUUCAUGGGAGCAGUAAGCUUUUCUCGUGUACAGCAUGUGAAAAAAGAUUCUUAAUUAAAAGCAAUUUAAAACGACACAUGAAAACUCACACAGGCGAGAAGCCUUUCUCAUGUUCUAUCUGUGAAAAAAGGUUCCUAAUUAGAAACGAUUUAAAACGACACAUGAGAACUCACUCAGAGGUUUCUACACCAGGCUGCUUUGAAAAGCAUCCUGGAAAAAAUAUAAUUUAACAAUUUGCAUGGGAACUCCCAUGUAAGAAGGCAUAAUGUGAGCCUAACAUAUCAAGAGUCUUGUUAACUUGAUGUAUAAAAGGUGAAGUAGUUAAAGGAAGAUAAGAUCUUUAAAAUUUUGCUCCUUGCUUAAAAAAGAUUUCAAAUUCUAUGCUGGUGAAGAUUUUCAGUCAUUCUGGUCAUCGUCAUUCCAAAAAAGUAAAAAAAAAAAAUAAAAUCUGUGUGAUCUGGGAACACAUAUGAACGUAACACCAGGCAGUGGUUGGUUGUUGUUAUAUCACAGAGAUAAUAUAAAUUUCAAAUCUUAUGUACUUGAAAAAAAAACAAGCUAAAAAAGGAAUUUGCAUUUUAAUAAUUGCUGUGAAAGUAUGGAA